AUGAGACCUAGAGAAACCCCCAGGUCCCGGGACACUGAGGUUGGGGGGAGAGACCUCGAUCGCCGGACAGUCAGCUUCCGCGCUUGUGGCGAGGUAGCAGGCACCGCGACCCGUUCCCCAGGAGAGAAUCCUCGGGGAAACGUGCACCUGGGGGGGCAGAGGGCCCAAAUUAAGAAUCAGGGCCCAUGUUGGGGGUGGGGCUCAAUCAGGCUGCGGGGUUUUGAAACCGUUGGACUCCUUCUUGCCAAGGACGGUGCUACCCUAGCCCCUUCCUUUCCCUGUCUCCCUCCCCAGAAUAUCUUGAGCGUCUCCAAUAACAACUACUACCCCGUCGCUGUGACCCAGCUGACCAUUGAGGUUCUGCACCUGUCCCUCGUGGUGGGGCAGGUCUCCAACCGCCUUCUCCUCCGCAUCGGCCCUUUGGCCAGUGAGCAGAUGUUGUAUACGGUGGCCAACAGGAUAUGGGACGAGAACACAUACAAGAUCUGUACCUGGCUGAAAAUCAAAGUCCACCACGUGCUUCUGCACAUCCAGGGCACCCUGACCUGUUCCUACCUGAGCCAUUCAGAGCAGCUGGUCUUCCAGAGCUACGAAUAUGUGGACUGCCGGGGAAACACAUCCAAGCCCCACUUGCUGGUCCCUCGCCCGCCGUGACCUGUCUGCUGUCGUCGAGCUCCGGGCACCUGCCGGCCUGGUCUGUAUCUCCCACCACUCCGUGGCACCCAACGGGACGAGAGUGACUUUGCCAGAGGAAAAGCCCUGCUUUAUCAUACCCUCCCCCUGUUCACCCCCAGCAGAGGAAGCUUUCUGUGGACGUUAACUUCAUACACACACACACACACACACAGCCUCACACCCUCUCUGAUUUCCACAGGAACGGAAGCCUGGUUCUUCUCGAGGCCAGCACCAGAUAUUCCCCUUGGUCCUGAGGAAAGUCUGACCUGACAUUUCCUCAGAGCUGCCUCAGAGGCAUGGAGGGGCCCCCACACUUUCUGUGCUGAGCACCUUGGUUGCCCAGCUCGUCCAGGGAAGCCCUUCCUCCUGCCUGAAUGUGGAGAAAGCUUUCGUUUUGUCUG
Molecule: messenger RNA, 1076 nt
Organism: Balaenoptera acutorostrata (minke whale)
Lineage: Eukaryota; Metazoa; Chordata; Mammalia; Artiodactyla; Balaenopteridae
Product: transmembrane protein 106A
Exons: 5
Coding region: 1-654 (217 amino acids)
Source: RefSeq, a predicted model, not a curated record